AUGCUCCGACUCAACAAUGAACAGCCAACCGUCGAUGCUGAUCAUGCUAUGGAGCAUACUGACGACAACGAUGCCGAAUACGAAAUGGACGAUAUGUACGGCGCCCAUCCCAUCGAGAUCGAGAGGAACGCGCAUGCUGGCAAUGCCGAUUCAAGGACUAGUGCCGAAAAUGUGGACUACCCGGUUUGCGACGAGCCCACUGUGUUCUAUGACUCAGAUGCCGAGGACGCGGACUGUUGA
This is a messenger RNA of Cladophialophora psammophila CBS 110553, 240 nucleotides long. RefSeq lists its product as uncharacterized. The record is from RefSeq and is a predicted model, not a curated record. The transcript has a single exon. The coding region runs from base 1 to 240 and encodes 79 amino acids. Lineage: Eukaryota; Fungi; Ascomycota; Eurotiomycetes; Chaetothyriales; Herpotrichiellaceae.